This is a messenger RNA of Pocillopora meandrina, 5681 nucleotides long. NCBI's taxonomy places the organism in Eukaryota, Metazoa, Cnidaria, Anthozoa, Scleractinia, Pocilloporidae. The record is from the annotation of a GenBank genome assembly.
AGCUCCCCGAGAAAGACAGUGGUAUGGUAACUCGAAAAGCUUAUAAGAUCCAAGAUGUCAACAGAACGAAACGCAUAGGGAUUGUAGCUAACAAUUUUAACGAUCUGAAGAAGAAAGGCAAGAAAAGACUCGCUAUAGCUGGGGAUUGUAGAGUGUGUUUGGAGGACGGAACCAUAGUAGACGAUGAAGAUUACUUUAUCACUCUACCACAUCAAACAGUCUUUGUAUUUGUGCAACCCAAUGAAACAUGGGAAGGAUGUAAGUGAAAGGUUUGAGUCUUUGACCUUCUCUUACCGAGAAAGCUAAUAAUUAUUAAUUCACCAGGGGUGUCUCAUCAAAUGUUCGACAAUGGUGCCUAAUUCCUGUGAGUUCAAUUCGAUUUGUUCCAUUUGUUCGACUGGGCACCCCUAUGCUAAGAAAUCGUAUCACUCGAUAAUCGAAAUUUAAAGGUUUUUUUCAUUCUUGCUUAAAUUUUUUUGAGAGACUCCUUCCCCCCCCGUGAGAGAUUUAACCGACCCCACUGUUCAAUAUUUGAAUUGCCUUUCUUUGUUGGUUGAAUUGAGUAAAGAAAUACAGUAGAAGAUGGAUAGAUCUGCCCAUUUACACUAAGCCCAUACUUGAAUACUACCAUGGUGCUGAUACUGAAAUUAACCCUUGCACUGCAUACUAAGUUUGUCUUCUUGUUUACAUGCAAAUAUGUUAAUAUAAAAGAUGGCCUUAAUGCUGGUCAGAACAUCAGAAAAACUUAUUUAAGGAUUGCACCUCUAAUGAUUGUUUUUAUAAGACUUAUUCUGUUUUUAUGAUACCAUACUGCUGGUGCAUUAGGUCCUACUUUUAUUAUAACAGCUCUGAAAAAAAACAUAGUUUCCUUUUCUCUUACUUGUGUGUAAACAAUAGAAACUUACAAGAGAUUAACUGAUUUUUUACUUGGUUUCAAAAUGGGAGAUUCAAGUGUCUUGCUUUAGUCCUCAUUCUGAAUAUUAUUAUAUCUGUUUUCUCAUUCUUUUUCUGUAUAAGAUUUAAUAAUCUGGAGGCCAACUCCUAAACUGUAUAUGUCUCCAGGCAUAAAAAAGUACUUGGAAAUUUAGUGUUUCUUCUCACUCUCUCUCAUUUGUAUACAUAUAAUUGAUUUUUAAAUUUUUACUCUUGAAUUCUGUUCCCACAGAAAAACUACAGUUUGAUACUUAAUGCCUGAAACUCUCCACUUUUAAAUCAAUAUUUAACUCUGUAUAUAUAUUGCAAAGUAAAAAAGUGAAAAUGGCAUCAUCAUCAUCACUGUUAUUAUCAUUACUACUUGGUGUUAUUAUUUUUAUCAAUGUCAUUAUGAAAACUUUUUUUUUUUAGUAAAAUGAAUGACUACCUAAAUAAAAUUUAGGUAAGAUAGAAUCCAAAGAAUUCUCUCAAUGAUGGUGCUGUAAUUGUGAAAAAAAAAUCAGAUGUAGAGGAACCUUGUAUGAAACCAUCUUAAUUAAGUUCCUAAACAUGGGCAAGUAUUUAAAAUUAUACAUACGAAAGUAGUUUUCUGAAAUACAAUGCUGAACCUUGUACCACAUGGUCUUUAAUUGCAUUUUCAGAUGUGACUGUUCUGAAGAAUGCUACUGAGAAGAUUUUCAGAGCUAUGUCUCGGCGAAAUGAGAUCAUUGAACAGAUUUAUGAUGUUAUGCACGGUUCUAAGUCAAACGAAAUGUAUACUGUCAUGUUGGAACUUGUCAAUCGUCUAGAUGAUAAUAUCGAGGCAGAGGAACGUAGUGAAGAUGAGGCCUGGUUUAAUGGUCUUAGCCAAUCCUUCAACACCAAAGAAGAUGCCAUGAGAAGUGCUGCAAAAUCCAGAGUCAGGAAAUACUUUUCCAAUGCAAAGGAGUCUUUUGAGAAAGUAAGUUCCCUGUGCAAUUAUGCAAUAUGAAUUUGUUUUGAUUUGCAAAAACCUGCUCAUUAGGUGUUUGCUUUACGGCUGGUGGUGGUCUUGAUGAUGAAACUACUGAGGGUUUAAUAUCAAGGAUGGUACCCAGGUGCAGUCCAGGGACGACCUAUCAAAAAGUUGAUGGCUAACAACUUUGUUUCUAAAGCUCAGGGGAGGGGUAGGGGAAAGGUAGGUUUAGGAAGCUUUGGUCAAUUUGAUUCCAACUUUUUCUUUCCUUACUUUUUUGGCAAGCUGCCUAGCUAAGCUGUUUUCAUGCUAGUGCAUUGCUGCAGCCUAGCCAGGGAGCCAGUCCUUGUGGGUAGGGAGGAGGCUGGGUGUCAAAAGUGCAGGGUUGGGGCCGGGGCCGGGGAGGGUGUAAAAUUGACUCUGGAUUUUGGGUUUAGUUUAUUGUCCCCUUGGGUAGUUUUUUUAUUUCCAAUCAGAUACAUGAAUCAGUUGUAUACGAGUAAUAACCCUGUUUUCUUACUCAAGCUAAUGCAUGGCACACUUCAAUAAUGUACAUGUAGGAAGUUACUGACUGGACUGGUUUUGUUUCAUCUCUACAUCACUAAAAAUUGUGGCAAAGGGUAAAUCAAAUGAGCUUGCCAUCUGCUUACAGUCCUUUAAAAUCACUCUAUGGAAGGGUAGUACAAGUACUUACUCACUUCUGUUAAAAGCCACAUUGGAUAGAUUCUUAGAAAAAGUUUUAUUUUUUGAAUGAUUAUUAACGAACUAUACUACACGCAGUUAGCUCAGUUUCUUCCAAAAUGUAUCGAUUUCUUAGGAAAAUAGGUGUGUUGAAGGACAUUUAAUACCACCAUGAUUAAAGUAUAACAAGUACAUAAACCUCCACAACAACAACAGAAGAAAAAUGGUUUGAACCUAAGGUGUUACAUUUGAUCAUAUCCUUACAAGUUCCUACCAUUGAUUACGACUGUUAUUUCGAUAACUUAAACCGCUCAUGUUUUUGAAACGUUGGUCAUUUUCAUCCACAUCAGUUGUUUUCAGGACUACUCUCACCCGCCCUGAAUCACUGAAUGUGAGCGAAAUAAGACUUUCGGUUUUCAUUCGCUUUGGAUCAAUAUCGGCCAGUGUAAACAUAGCGCUAGAAGCGGUAGGACUUCGGAGAGAAGGUCAAUUGUUUACGCCCUGACAAAUUAAUGUUAUUAACAUGAAAGAAUGGCCUGCCCCGAAAAGAAAAAUGAUAUAAAGUGGUAUUGCAAUAAGCAAGCUUACUCCGGUAAAUCUAGCCACAAGGGGCAUUAACUGAAAUACUUGUUCUCCUCUACGGAGAUUGAAAAGAUACCUUCCCUCAACAGUUACGCAAGAAUAAUUUAUCAUCCUAAAAUACUUUGAAAAGAAUCAUACAGAAGAAGAGACAGACAUUAUCUUCACUACUUAUCUAACGUAUUUUCCGAUCGUAACAGCCUAGACAAAAUUGAUCGCAGAUUUCUGUUUGAUCUAGAAGUAACAUCAGUGAUGGUAAUAUUUACGGAUGGGAUAACGUUUACUAUCAACUUCUUUAGCGCAGAAACUGCACGGAAAAGUUAAAUUUGAAUAGCUCGUUUGCUUUUUCAAAGCAUUUCCCGUCAUUUAAGUGGGGUGAAAAUCAAAAUUUUCCCCUCAAGGGCUGACGCUUACGAGUUCGCCUCUAAGUCCCCUCACUCGAAAUCAUACUGUACGAGCCCCGAGAUUUCGUGUCAUCAGUUUACGAUUUAAAACCUUAAAGGUACUUGAAAGGUUUUACGAUGGUAAAGUAUUUUAUCCCUGAAGGGCACUAUGAGCACCCUUGCCCUUUAAACAGGGCAUUAUCCUCCGGAUUUCCAAGAUGGCGUUGUGUUGCAGCACCUUCCUCCUCAACAGAGCCCCCAUAAUAUGUCCGAAUGAUCAGCAAUUUGAUUGAAAUUAAAUAGAGUUUCAACAAAUGGGAUCAAUGAAAAUUCCUAAAGUGGAGAUGCUGACCUUCUCAACGUUUGGAGAAAGAAGAUUGACUGAAAUUGAAAUCACCCUUAUUUGUGUGGCCGCAAUUAGUUUUUGCAGCGCAACUCUUUUAAGUUCCGAUUAUCAAAGUCUCUCAGGAGAUUAGAAAUAUCUCAUCACGACCUUUUAAAGUGGAAAAAUUACAUGCCGGUCAAGCUAUAGAAUCACGAACUUACACGUGUGUUUAUUAAUGCCUCUAAAGGGCUUAUGGUUAAGUACAUAUUAUUUAUUGACCGCCACAUAUCUUUCAUUCAGGCGUCAAAGAAAGCUCAGCCUCUCCUAUCGAGCACCCUAAAGCAAUUUCAAGAGGAAUUAAAAAAGCGUCAAUAUUUUGGUGAUUACUUUGCUAGAUCUGCUAAUGACCAACUGCGUCUGUGUUGUGAAAAGGGGUGGUUCAGCUGUGAGGGGCCUUACAAUGAAAAAACUUGUUCACACCUGCACACCAUCAAUCCAUAUGGUAGCAAGGAGAGCAGAGUCCUGUUUAGUACGUGGAACCUCGAUCAUGUGUAAGUAUUGUUCUCCAUUACUUUAUUUUUUUUUUAAUUAAGAAUUUCAGUGUUCAGUUUCCAGCCCUUCAUAGCCGUUAGUGCUAGACAUGUUUUGAAAGUACAGUUAAACAUUCUUACAAUGUUUGAACCGAGGGUGAGCUUACUCCCCAAUUCUACCGCAAUGAUAACUAUAAUAGUUUGAGUGUAAAGUUUUACGUUUCCUAAUUUUUUAAUCAGUCGUAGGUCGUGAUGGGGUGACCGUUCCAGGCGAACUUAAGGCAAGAAGAGGUCUUAUAGUCUCUAUCGUUGAUCAGAGCGCAGCAAAAUUUUAUUUUUAUUUUUAUUUUUGAAUGUUAAACUGCGUAAUUUCAAGUGGAAGCAAGGCCUAGCACUAAGGUGUCUCCUGAAGUCUGGAAUGCCAGACAUUUACACCCUUCUUCUUAAGUCUCGACUUCCUGGGACUCGUCAAGUGCAGUCUUAAAGUCUCUCACGAAAGCAAGUUUUGCAGAAAACGGUCGGGCAAGGAAGCGCAUAGAGGAUAACUAUGUCCUUCCUAUGCUUACUGAACCGCAAAUCCUCGCAGUUUGCAGUUACAAAGGGUUCCGCACUCGUGAAAUGUGCCACAUUCUGACGGCUUUAAAAAGAGGUCAUUACGUUGCAUGUUGACUUGGGACAAUAGUCCUUCUCCACCUUCAAAGGUUGGGAGCAGACUCGUCGUAAUCGUCGGUUGACAUCCACCAAAAAGGCAUAACUGUUUAAGAAAAAGCGCCUAGAAGGUUUAUACUAGGGGCACUGUUGACAAUCAGUGUGUUUUGUAGCGAUAAACUAAAGUAAAUGCUUAUACGUGUGACAUUGUUUUCUAUUAAUUGAAUUAGUUUGUCACCGUUUCUUCAAGGGCUUUUUACCAAGCUGCUGAGGGAAGUUUCCGGACAUUUUAUUUCGUUAGAUAUAGGUGGCUGGCGAAUGAAACGAGAGUGCCUAACUCAUUGUUAACUUCACACAUGCAGGACAAAUUAUUAUUUCCUGAGGAGAAUCAAAUCUUGCUUUCUUCAUUUUCUGUUAAUUGAUCUGUCGCCUCACCCUGUGUAUUUUUAACCUCUUCCAGAAUUGAGAAGUCACGACAGAUUUUUCCAGCAAUUAUCCAGGCCGCUGAAAAGUGCCCUAAAGAAAGCGUAUUAAACUGGAAGUACUUUUUUAGCUUGCUUUUCACAAGGGAGAAUCUUAAACUGGUCCAUAUCGGGUGCCAUGUAAAAGGAGGACAUGAAGGAUUUGAAUGCCAAUCCAAAUAUUUUUAUAUGAAAUCAAAACGGUAA